AUGAGUACAUUCAACCUGACCUCCCCCUCAAAACCAACCACAACCCCCCACUCCCGCCCAUCUACCUCCUCCUCAGACGACAUCGACACCCUCCCCUACCCAGCCCCUCUCUCCCGCUCCGACUUCCUCUCCCCAACCUUCGACCCCGCAACCUACCUCUCCACCCUCCGCAACCGGCACCAAACCCUCGAAGAUCUACGCUCCGACUUACGAUCUCGCUCACAACUCCUCAACCGGGAACUGUUGGACUUGGUGAAUGACAACUAUGAGCACUUCUUGGGACUGGGAGAUGACUUGAAGGGUGGAGAGGAGAAAGUUGAGGGUGUGAGGGUGGGCGUGUUGGGGUUUAGGAGGGAGGUUGAGGGUGUGAGGACUGGGGUGAGGGAGAGGGCGGAAGAGGUGAAAGGGUUGGUAGAGGAGAAGAAGAGGUUGAGGAGGGAGGCGAUGCUGGGGAGGGGGUUGUUGGAGGUUGGGGAGAGGGUUGGGGAGUUGGAGAGGAGGCUUGGUGUUGGUGGAGGUAUGGAGGAUGAGGACGAUGUCGGUGAUGAGGAUGAGGAGGAGGAAGACGAAGAGGAUGUGGAAGGUGUGCCGGUCAAGAAAUUGAGGAGGCAUGCGGAUUCCUAUCUGAUCAUUCGACUUUUGAUGGAGAAGCUGGGACCGGAGCAUCCGUUCUUGGUGGCACAGAAGUCGAGAUUGGUGGAUAUUAGAAGGACGAUGUUGCUGGAUCUGGCUGCUGCGACGAGAAAGGCGAAAAGUGUCAAAGCCUCGGAUGCGAUGCUGGCGCUCGUGCAGAUCUAUGCCGAUCUGGAAGCUCAGGCAGAGGGGAUAAAAGUGCUGAAGGGGAGCUGA
Zymoseptoria tritici IPO323 is the source of this 849-nucleotide messenger RNA. RefSeq lists its product as uncharacterized. Gene Ontology annotation, cellular component: membrane; COG complex. The record is from RefSeq and is a predicted model, not a curated record. NCBI's taxonomy places the organism in Eukaryota, Fungi, Ascomycota, Dothideomycetes, Mycosphaerellales, Mycosphaerellaceae. The transcript has a single exon. Gene Ontology annotation, biological process: protein transport; Golgi organization; intra-Golgi vesicle-mediated transport. Bases 1 to 849 code for a protein of 282 amino acids.